AUGGAUUAUGACUAUUCCUCCAUGCUUGGCAACAGUACGUGGAUGUAUGACAAUAGCAGUUUCGAUGAUGAUUACGUGACUCUGUGUCCCAAAAGAAACGUCAACCAUUUAGGUGCAGUCUACCUUCCGACCUUCUACCACUGCAUUUUCCUGCUCAGCCUGCUUGGGAAUGUACUGGUCCUGUACAUCAUCUACAAGUACGAGAAACUCAACAGCAUGACCAACAUUUUCCUGUUGAACCUGGUCAUCUCUGACUUGGUGUUCGCCUCCAGCCUCCCUUUCUGGGCUACGUACCAUGCCUCGGAGUGGAUCUUUGGUUCGGCCCUGUGUAAGAUGGUGAGCAGUGUGUACUACAUUGGCUUCUACAGCUCCAUUCUGUUCCUGACGCUUAUGACCCUGGACAGGUACCUGGCCGUGGUGCAUGCCAUCACCGCUCUCAAGAGGAGAAGGAACACGUACGCCUGCAUCUCCUCUGCUGCCGUGUGGUUCAUUAGCAUCCUAGCCAGCUUGAAAAAGAUGAUUCUGUUUGACGUGCGCACCGAUGGUGACGCCGGUACCCUUUGCGAGGAGACUGGCUUCUCUAAAGAGGUCCUGACUCGAUGGCAGCUCAUAGGUGACUACAUGCAGUUUGUCGUGUUUUUCCUACUUCCUCUUGCCGUUGUCCUGUACUGCUACAUAAGAAUCACGGUGAGGAUCAUACACAGUAGGAUGAGGGAAAAGUGCAGGGCCGUGAAGCUCAUAUUUGUGAUAAUUGUGGCAUUUUUCAUUUGCUGGACACCUUACAACGUGGUCAUACUGCUGAGAGCUCUCCAAGACUCACCCAGCAAAGAUGCUCAUCCAUGUACCGAAGGUCUAGACCAUGCACUGUAUGUAAGCCGCAACAUUGCCUUCCUCUACUGCUGCAUAAACCCUGUGUUCUACACUUUUGUGGGCAAAAAGUUCCGGAGCCACUUCCAGAAGAUACUGGCAAAACGCAUUCCUUGUCUAGGGAAUCAGCUUGCGGGAAGCCAGAGCAGCAGGACAGUGUCUCAGAAGAGCCCACACACCAUGCAUGAGUAG
Messenger RNA from Megalops cyprinoides (Indo-Pacific tarpon), 1059 nucleotides. Its product is annotated as C-C chemokine receptor type 4-like. Lineage: Eukaryota; Metazoa; Chordata; Actinopteri; Elopiformes; Megalopidae. Gene Ontology annotation, molecular function: chemokine receptor activity. Gene Ontology annotation, biological process: chemotaxis; G protein-coupled receptor signaling pathway; immune response. The transcript has a single exon. The coding region runs from base 1 to 1059 and encodes 352 amino acids. Gene Ontology annotation, cellular component: membrane. The record is from RefSeq and is a predicted model, not a curated record.